This is a messenger RNA of Klebsormidium nitens, 1407 nucleotides long. Lineage: Eukaryota; Viridiplantae; Streptophyta; Klebsormidiophyceae; Klebsormidiales; Klebsormidiaceae. The record is from the annotation of a GenBank genome assembly.
AUGUUCGGCCUUUCCCCGGGCACGACGAUCCUCUCGCCCCGCCCAACGGAGGACGACGACCCGUUCUUCGAAGGCACGUGGAUGGACGCACUGGGCAUCCUGUACGCUGACGUCAGCGGGGAGGAGCGUGACGUCAGCGUCGUCAUGGACCCGGACCUGGACCGGGCCGGCCGGCCGUCGCUGUCCGUAGCGUUCCAGGGCGAAGCCGUCGCCGACUAUAGAGGCCAACUCAAUGCCAUGUGGACUAGCCCAGACGGCGCCACGUCCAUCACGCGCGAAUUCAUCAACGGCUCCGACACCAUGAAGGUUGUCAUCGCCGGACUUCUGGACAUCGACAUCGUGACGAGCCGUGAACAAGAACUACUUGCCGAUCCCCCGAUCCACUUCCUCAACUUCUUCAUCAACUCAAUGGCGGUCGGGCCGUCGGUUCACGGGAUGUACGCCCCGGGCGCUGUGGAAGACCGACUGGCGAUGGGCACGCUCGAGGGACUGCGCCACCGCGAGUACGUCGAGGGGACGGACGACGACUACCAGACGUCAGCGCUGACGUCACCCGACUGCAGCUUCAACCGCUUCGGACAGGCACCCAACGGUGGCGGGGAACUCUCCAACGUGACUGCUGUGGGCGACAGCUCACUCGUCCGGAGCAACGACGGCCCGCGGCGGCUCUUGCGCGCACUCGAUUCCGGGCGCACAAUCGCGCCGUCGGCCCGCUGCCGCAGGCUGGAGAACCGCAACGCUUUUGAGUGCGCGCUUGGUGAAGCUGCGUGCGCAAAGUGUUCGAUCUCGAUUAGAUGCUUUAUCAAGGGAAGUGCCAGGACCGGGACGACGGGUGGGGUUGGCUUGAGGACUUCGAUCAAGGAGCCGGGGGAGAAGUGGAACGUGGGCGCCCGGGGCCAAUGGUCGGAACCAGAAAGACCCAGGGUAUGGACGGAAGUGGGGCGGACCCAAAGUGGAAACGGAACGGGGGCGGCCGGAAAUGUAAACGGAACGGCGCUGUCGCCUGGGACGGACGGAAUAGGGGUACCCCGGGGGUAUGACGGAAGCGGGGCGCCCCGAGAAACAGAAGGAGCCAAGAGACCACGGUGCAGACAAAGAAGAGGGACGCCAGACUGGAUAAGGCCGGAAAGCCCCGGGGCACGCAGGGAACGGAACCGCCCUGAGGGCGAGACGGACGGAAGUGAAGAGGCCCAGGGCAGAAAUGGAACCGGGUCUCCCCGGCGGACGGGUGGCAGCGGGAAAUCUAGGGGAACGGAGCGGAAGGGGCCCGGGCGCCUGGGGGAAUGGACGACACCACACAACCCUGGGAACGAAAGGGAACAUUCCACCCCCAGAAAAAAAUCCCUUUUGAAGGAUGCGCUGCCCAACAAGCCCGUUCGAAUCUUGAUAAAAGGAGGAUUCGGAUAA